UCUUUCUUUUCGCCUUCAGUCCAUGAAAGAAAUUCAAACCUCUGAAAUAUAGAAAAAGUGGAGGAAAAAAAAAAGAAAAAGAAAAUCUCCAUUUCUUCUAAAUAAACGAGCAAUUCUUUCUCUACUCUGUAAUGGCGGCCUCCGUCGACAACCGCCAGUUCCACCUCGAACCUGCCUUAAACGGCGUCGUUCGCCCAUUCAAAUCUGUCCCAACCCACCGGUCUGAUUCUCCGGUUCGAACCUUCAAUUUCGUCCAAGAUUUCAACCGGUCCAACAAAAAACCUUUUCCUGCAACAAUGGAGGUGGAUGAUUCCUCCAGCGACGACGAAGAAGCUAAUGAUUAUAACGAUCUAAUCCGCAAAGGAAACAGCGAACUAGAGCCGUCGAUUUUCGAUCAACGAGAUGAAGGAACGGCUGACAACUGGGUUGAGCGUAACCCGUCGAUGAUCCGACUCACAGGAAAACAUCCUUUCAACAGUGAAGCACCUUUAACCCAGCUCAUGCACCACGGGUUCAUAACUCCUGUUCCCCUCCAUUACGUUCGAAACCACGGUCCCGUUCCUAAAGCGAGCUGGAAGGACUGGACCGUGGAGAUAUGCGGUUUGGUUAAAAAACCGAUCCGGUUCACUAUGGACCAGCUGGUUAAGGAGUUCCCUAGCAGGGAACUACCAGUGACCCUGGUUUGCGCGGGCAAUAGAAGAAAAGAACAAAACAUGGUUAAACAAACCAUAGGUUUUAACUGGGGCGCUUCAGGAAUAUCGACUUCAGUGUGGCGCGGUGUACCAUUACAUUUGGUGCUGAAACGGUGCGGGAUCUACAGCAAGAAAAAUGGGGCCCUCAAUGUGUGCUUUGAAGGAGCGGAGGAUUUGCCAGGAGGCGGCGGGUCCAAGUACGGAACCAGUAUCAGCAAGGGGUACGCGAUGGAUCCAUCGCGUGAUAUCAUAUUAGCUUACAUGCAAAACGGUGAGCUUUUGGCUCCGGACCAUGGUUUCCCUGUUAGGAUGAUAAUUCCUGGUUUUAUUGGGGGACGUAUGGUUAAAUGGUUAAAAAGAAUUAUUGUUACCACUCAAGAAUCAGACAAUUACUAUCAUUAUAAAGACAACAGAGUCUUGCCUUCUCAUGUCGAUGCCGAGCUUGCUAAUGCCGAAGCAUGGUGGUAUAAGCCGGAAUAUAUCAUCAAUGAGUUAAAUAUAAAUUCAGUUAUAACGACGCCGUCUCAUGAAGAGAUCUUGCCUAUUAACUCCUGGACGACCCAAAGGCCAUACACGUUGAAGGGUUACGCAUAUUCUGGUGCUGGGAAGAAAGUGACACGUGUGGAGGUGACUAUGGACGGUGGUGAAACGUGGCAAGUCUGUAACUUGGACCAUCCAGAGAAACCAAACAAGUAUGGCAAGUACUGGUGCUGGUGCUUUUGGUCACUUGAGGUUGAAGUGCUUGACCUUCUCGGUGCCAAAGAAAUUGCGGUUCGAGCCUGGGAUCAAACCCUCAACACCCAACCCGACAAGCUCAUUUGGAACGUCAUGGGCAUGAUGAACAACUGCUGGUUCCGCAUAAGGACAAAUGUAUGCAAGAGACACAAGGGUGAAAUCGGAAUUGUCUUCGAGCACCCCACCGUGCCGGGCAACCAGUCCGGCGGAUGGAUGGCCAAAGAAAGACAUUUAGAGAUAUCAUCAGAAAGUAACCAAACCCUAAAGAAAAGUGUCUCCACACCUUUCAUGAACACUUCCUCAAAAACCUUCUCCAUGGCGGAGGUCAAGAAACACAACUCCGCUGACUCUUGUUGGAUAAUCGUACACGGCCAUGUCUAUGACUGCACUCGUUUCCUUAAAGACCAUCCCGGUGGCACCGAUAGUAUUCUGAUCAAUGCAGGCACUGACUGCACCGAAGAAUUCGACGCCAUACAUUCCGAUAAAGCCAAGAAAAUGCUCGAGGAUUAUCGAAUCGGUGAGUUAGUUGAUUCCACAGCUUAUGCAUCUGACUCCAGCGUUUCCUCGCCUAACAACUCAGUUCACGGCGCAUCUGAUAUGACUCAAACACACUUAGCGCCUAUUAAAGAAGUUUCAUUUGCUCCUGUAAGAAAUAUAGCUCUGAUACCACGUGAGAAAAUCUCAUGCAAGCUUAUAAAAAAGGAGUCUUUAUCUCAUGACGUGCGUCUCUUUCGCUUUGCAUUGCCAUCUGAGGAUCAAGUGUUAGGCUUACCAGUAGGUAAGCACAUAUAUUUGUGUGCCACUAUUGAAGACAAGCUAUGCAUGAGAGCCUACACACCAACGAGCACUAUUGAGGCUGUGGGGUACUUCGAUCUUGUCAUCAAGAUUUACUUCAAGGGUGUCCACCCAAAGUUCCCUAAUGGAGGGCUAAUGUCCCAGUAUCUUAACUCGCUACAACUUGGGGCAUCAAUAGACGUGAAGGGUCCAUUAGGCCACAUUGAGUACGUCGGACGAGGAAAGUUUAUGGUACAUGGUAAACCAAAAUCUGCUAAAAAAUUAACCAUGUUGGCUGGCGGGACAGGAAUUACUCCGAUUUAUCAAGUGGUUCAAGCCAUCUUGAAGGACCCAGAAGAUGAUACUGAAAUGUAUGUGGUGUAUGCGAACCGGACAGAAGAUGAUAUUUUGUUAAGAGAAGAGCUUGAUAGCUGGGCUAAAGAAUACAGCGAUAGGUUAAAAGUGUGGUACGUGGUUCAAGAGUCUAUCAAGGAAGGGUGGCAAUAUAGUGUGGGAUUCAUCACGGAAAGUAUCCUGAGGGAGCAUGUUCCAGAAGGAUCAGACGAUACUCUGGCUUUGGCUUGUGGGCCACCACCUAUGAUACAGUUUGCUGUGCAGCCUAAUUUGGAGAAGAUGAAUUAUGAUAUCAAGGAUUCGUUGCUAGUAUUUUAAAGAAAAUGUUGAAACUUGUAUAUAAUAUUUAUAUCUAUUUUUUUUUUUAUUGUUUAAUAAGAUGGCUGCUAAUAUUCCUAGCUUUUAUCUUCUAUUUUCUCUUCAUAACAAAAAGGCGGAGAGGGGGAAUAAAAAUUGUUAGAUGGGAAAUUAGGUUUUAGAUUUAGAGCAGCAAUAUUUCUCUUGUAUGGAGCAUCCAAUGAGCCAAAUAUCUUCUUGUAUAUAUGAGAGAAAUGUUGUUGCUGAAUAUAAAUACAGUACAAAUGCUCUUUGUACCUCUCAUUUUAA
Jatropha curcas is the source of this 3161-nucleotide messenger RNA. RefSeq names its product nitrate reductase [NADH]. Gene Ontology annotation, molecular function: sulfite oxidase activity; heme binding; molybdopterin cofactor binding. Gene Ontology annotation, biological process: nitric oxide biosynthetic process; nitrate assimilation; sulfur compound metabolic process. NCBI's taxonomy places the organism in Eukaryota, Viridiplantae, Streptophyta, Magnoliopsida, Malpighiales, Euphorbiaceae. The record is from RefSeq and is a predicted model, not a curated record.